Messenger RNA from Sceloporus undulatus (fence lizard), 1918 nucleotides. RefSeq lists its product as uncharacterized. The transcript is spliced from 11 exons. Lineage: Eukaryota; Metazoa; Chordata; Lepidosauria; Squamata; Phrynosomatidae. The coding region runs from base 797 to 1918 and encodes 373 amino acids. Gene Ontology annotation, molecular function: protein binding. The record is from RefSeq and is a predicted model, not a curated record.
AUUCUGCGCAAGUGUGAACAAGAUGUGGAUCAGAAAUGAUUUCAAGAAUCGAUUUGAAGAAUUGUAUUCACAAAUCGAUUCAGUGUCAGUGUGAACGAGAUGUGGAUUGGAUUUGAUUUACUAUGAUGUGAUAAGGGGUCGCCGGGUGGGGAAGCGAAGAUUAACAACCUGUGUCCGCUCACCCUUUGACCCUCGCAUGGAAGUACGUAAAUGCGAUUGCACUGAUGCACAGAGAAAAAAAAAUCCUACUUAAAACACUCCAAAUUGAACCAAUUCAUUUCCAUUGUGAGCCACAAGUGGGUUUUGAGAGACUCCUGCAAGAAACUGUUGCAGGAAUCGGUUCAUUCGUCAGUGUGAACCACAAGUCGGUUAUUUUAUUUUGUUUUACAGCCAAAAAAAAAAAAAAAAGUGAUCAGGGCAAAUGAAGUGUGAACCACGCUCCGCUGCCAAACCGAUCCAUCGAUGAGGAUCACAAAGCAAUUUAUUUGUAAGUGGGAAUGAGGCCCUAGUCAAGCAGCAAGCAAAAAACAUAACCCAAUUGCUUUAUAAUAGAGCUUUUCUAUAUAUCUCUAGCAAUAUCCACCUCAAAAAUAAAGAAGUUGGCAUCAAGAGCUCUUUUAGACCCUAGUCCACAUCCUCAGAUGAAAUGUAUUUAUUUAUUUAUCUCAAGGAUUUAUAUCUUGCCUUUCUCCCACAAGGCGGAAAAUGGAGGCUAUGGCCUGGCAAAGGAGGUAGUGCCUGCCCUUUUGUGACCUGAGGAGGCCCUGGGCCUGAAGGUUCUCCUUCUGCCAUUGCCAUGGCAAUCAUAGAGCUACCCAUUUGCUGCUUCAGAGCCUCAGUGGGCAAGAUGGCGGCUGCACGAGGGACCAUCCUGCGCCGCCAAGGAGGAGGGCUAAGCCAGGAGACACUACCAUCACCCCAAUCCUCCACUGAAACCUAUCCUCCUCCCACCGAGGCCAAAGCCAUCUCCCCGGCCUUCCUCAGCACCAUAGCGCGCAUCCAGGCCCAAGCACAAGCCUAUCUCCACAAUGCCAUCACCUGCGAGCGGGGCCGGCAGUGGCUCCAGGCAAUUGACUUUUACAGAAAGCUACUAUACUGCUUGAACAGAAAGAAGUUUCCUUCUGAAUAUGUGCCUGGUCCUGGGUAUGCUCAGCUGAUCUUUGAAUCCUACUAUCAUAUGGGAGUAGCUUUCCAAAAAUUAAAUUGUCACCGUGAUGCUUAUGAAGAGUUUACAUACGCAAUGGAAGAAACAAACACCCCCAAAACAGCUUGUAAAGUUGGCUGUGUUACCAGCUCUUUCUAUCACACACCUGUGUUUGCAAGGAGAGCAUAUGCAUAUGUGAAAUGUGACAAGAUUAAAGAAGCAAUUAAUGAUGCUACAAGAGCUGUGUGUUCCGACCCUUCAAAUUCUGAUGUGUACUGUAUCAGGGCUCUUGUGUGGAGCUCAGCAAAAGAAAAAAACAGAGCCCUUCAUGAUUUGAACUUUAGUUUCAGACUAAAUUCAUCUCAUGUUUGCACUUUGAUAUUAAGGGGAGCUAUUUUAAAAUCUCUUGGGGGAGUGCCUUCUCUGGAGCCAAACAAAGAUCAAGAAAAGGCCCUUGAUCUGUGCCCGGAAAGUGCAAGUUUCUUUGAUGUGGAAGAUUUUCAUAGUCCUAAAAUGCCUUAUUUCUAUGAUAAAUUCCUGAGGUCCCUGAAUGCUUUUCACACCAUAACAGAAAUCAACCUCUUUGCUGGAGCAACAUUUGCGGCCACUUUGGACAUAAACAAAGGACCAAGAAUAUCAACUCCAUUGAGACCAUUUAGGCAUGGCUCUGCAGAAGAUUCUGACAACUUUGCGUUAUUAAGGAGAAAAGCAUACAUACAAGCAUGCAUGGAAUCAGGCCUAAUUAUUCAUGGCUCGAGGCAAGGAUCCGCUUAA